Molecule: messenger RNA, 1681 nt
Organism: Cavia porcellus (domestic guinea pig)
Lineage: Eukaryota; Metazoa; Chordata; Mammalia; Rodentia; Caviidae
Gene: Eed
Product: embryonic ectoderm development
Exons: 12
Coding region: 148-1473 (441 amino acids)
Biological process (GO): heterochromatin formation; negative regulation of transcription by RNA polymerase II
Cellular component (GO): ESC/E(Z) complex
Molecular function (GO): protein binding; nucleosome binding
Source: RefSeq, a predicted model, not a curated record
CUGGGCGCGAUUUGCGACAGUGGGGGGAGUGGUGGAGGUGGCGGCGGCAGUGGCAGCUUUGCGGCAAGCUCGGGACGAGCUUGCUUGACGGCGGUGUGGCGGAGGCCCCGCCCGAGGCGGCAGGAACCUGGAGGGAGGCGGAGGAAUAUGUCCGAGAGGGAAGUGUCCACAGCGCCGGCGGGAACAGACAUGCCUGCGGCCAAGAAGCAGAAGCUGAGCAGCGACGAGAACAGCAACCCAGACCUCUCUGGAGACGAGAAUGAUGAUGCUGUCAGUAUAGAAAGUGGGACAAACACCGAACGCCCUGAUACACCUACAAAUACUCCAAAUGCACCUGGAAGGAAAAGUUGGGGAAAGGGAAAAUGGAAAUCAAAGAAGUGCAAAUAUUCUUUUAAAUGUGUAAACAGUCUCAAGGAAGAUCAUAACCAACCAUUGUUUGGAGUACAGUUUAACUGGCACAGUAAAGAAGGAGAUCCGUUAGUAUUUGCAACUGUAGGAAGCAACAGAGUCACCUUAUAUGAAUGUCAUUCACAAGGAGAAAUCCGGUUAUUGCAAUCUUAUGUGGAUGCUGAUGCUGAUGAAAACUUUUAUACUUGUGCAUGGACCUAUGAUAGCAAUACAAGUCAUCCUUUGCUGGCUGUAGCUGGAUCUAGAGGGAUAAUAAGAAUAAUUAAUCCCAUAACAAUGCAGUGUAUAAAGCACUACGUUGGCCAUGGAAAUGCUAUCAAUGAAUUGAAAUUCCACCCUAGAGAUCCUAAUCUUCUACUAUCAGUAAGUAAAGAUCAUGCCUUACGAUUAUGGAAUAUCCAAACGGACACUCUGGUGGCAAUAUUUGGAGGUGUAGAAGGGCACAGAGAUGAAGUUCUAAGUGCUGAUUAUGAUCUUUUGGGUGAAAAAAUAAUGUCCUGUGGUAUGGAUCACUCUCUUAAGCUUUGGAGGAUCAAUUCAAAGAGAAUGAUGAAUGCAAUUAAAGAGUCUUAUGAUUAUAACCCAAAUAAAACUAACAGGCCAUUUAUUUCCCAGAAAAUCCAUUUUCCCGACUUUUCUACCAGAGACAUACAUAGGAAUUAUGUUGAUUGUGUGCGAUGGUUAGGCGAUUUGAUACUUUCGAAGUCUUGUGAAAAUGCCAUUGUGUGCUGGAAACCUGGCAAAAUGGAAGAUGAUAUAGAUAAAAUUAAACCUAGUGAGUCUAAUGUGACUAUUCUUGGGCGAUUUGAUUACAGCCAGUGUGACAUUUGGUACAUGAGGUUUUCUAUGGAUUUCUGGCAAAAGAUGCUUGCAUUGGGCAAUCAGGUUGGCAAACUUUAUGUUUGGGAUUUAGAAGUAGAAGAUCCUCAUAAAGCCAAAUGUACAACACUGACUCAUCAUAAAUGUGGUGCUGCUAUUCGGCAAACCAGUUUUAGCAGGGAUAGCAGCAUUCUUAUAGCUGUUUGUGAUGAUGCCAGUAUUUGGCGUUGGGAUCGACUUCGAUAAAAUAUUUUUUCCUAACCAAAAUUAGAGUGUGUUGUCUGUGUACAAUAGAAUUAAUGUAUCUUGCUAGUAAGGGCACAUAGAAAAUUUAGACUUGUUUUUCAGCGUUCAAUCAGGCUGAGCUUGAAUGUAGUGUUUACAUUGUUUACAUUCUUUGUAUUGUCUUCCUGCUCAGACUGUACUGCUUUCAAUAAAAAUUUAUUUUUGUAAA